AUGGACAAGCCGCAACUGCAGAAGCAGGGCAAGGAGAUCGUGACCAUGAAGGACAUAACGAUGAACAAGUACGAUGUGAUCGUCACGACGCUGGAAAGUCUAACGGAGUCCACGGAAAGAGCUGCUGCCUCGUGGGACUCGACCGGGGCCCUAGAGGCGCUGGGAGGCCAAAUCGCCAUCUCGAUUGAGGAGAUGGGCAAGUACGUGACGGAGAAUCUGUGCCGAGCCCUCGCAGAAACCAUGAGGGAGGUGCUGGUCGUCGUCCUGAAGAGCAAGGAGCCGGCGCCAGAGGAUUCGCCGAUGGAGGCGAAGGGCGCGACUGAAGGAACGACGGUGGCCAAGCCGCCGGGGGCUGCAGCCGUCAGGGAGGUCAUGGUGCAGGGUGGCGCGAUGGGCAGCAGGGCAGGCGGCUCGAGCGGGGCCUCUGCAGCGGCGGUUGCCAGGCCGCCGGGGGCUGCUGUCGGCAGGGAGGCCGCUGCGCAGGGAAACGCGACAGGCGGCGGGGCCGGGGCAGCGGUCACCCACCCGCUAGGGCCGGCGGGCGCAGAGAGGGUCGGGCCAUGGGGCCGAGGUUGGCCAGGGAGCGUGCGACGAAGGAGAGGAGUGGGUUGCGCCGGCGUUCAGUGGGCUGGGUCUGCUGCCUGUUCCAACGGCCCAGGAGAUCGCGGAGGCCCGCGGGAAGAAGAAGGUGGUCGAGUUUGA
Molecule: messenger RNA, 702 nt
Organism: Linum trigynum
Lineage: Eukaryota; Viridiplantae; Streptophyta; Magnoliopsida; Malpighiales; Linaceae
Source: the annotation of a GenBank genome assembly